Messenger RNA from Peromyscus eremicus (cactus mouse), 747 nucleotides. RefSeq names its product WD repeat domain 83 opposite strand (gene Wdr83os). Bases 121 to 441 code for a protein of 106 amino acids. Gene Ontology annotation, biological process: protein insertion into ER membrane. The transcript is spliced from 4 exons. Lineage: Eukaryota; Metazoa; Chordata; Mammalia; Rodentia; Cricetidae. The record is from RefSeq and is a predicted model, not a curated record. Gene Ontology annotation, cellular component: endoplasmic reticulum membrane. Gene Ontology annotation, molecular function: protein folding chaperone.
CUAGUCCCGGAAGCAAAAGCCCUAGACUGCUCGUGUUACUCUUAAAAGCCACCCUUCAUUCCCACAACGGAAGCUGCUGUUCUAGCAGUGAAAGAGGUCCGGCGUGGUCUUUGGUUCGUUAUGUCCACCAACAAUAUGUCCGACCCACGGAGACCCAACAAAGUGCUGAGGUAUAAGCCUCCGCCGAGCGAGUGCAACCCAGCUUUGGACGACCCGACUCCGGACUACAUGAAUCUUCUCGGCAUGAUCUUCAGCAUGUGCGGGCUCAUGCUUAAGCUGAAGUGGUGUGCUUGGGUUGCCGUCUACUGUUCCUUUAUCAGCUUUGCCAAUUCCCGGAGCUCGGAGGACACUAAGCAGAUGAUGAGUAGCUUCAUGCUCUCAAUCUCUGCCGUGGUGAUGUCCUAUCUGCAGAAUCCUCAGCCCAUGACGCCCCCGUGGUGAUGUCUACUAGAAGGCUUGGAUCCUGGACUCCUGUCCACCUUCUCUCUGGCCUAGCCUUUGACUGCCUCCAACCUGCCCUUGGCUGCUGUCUGUAAACUCACCUGAGUGUUGUCUCUGGUCUCCCAGCUGAAUGAGGGAGGAUGGCCCUUUCCUUGGGGUCCUGCUUCUGCUUUGACAAAGGGGUAAACCCGCAGACUUCCCUUUUAUCUCCCUCCCCUGGCUACUGUUAUGAGAAACACUGUUCAUGUUUCUAAGUAUUCGCUUGUUUUCUUGUUGAAACCAGUUGAUAAAAAAUUUUCCACUCUG